Messenger RNA from Python bivittatus (Burmese python), 1790 nucleotides. The record is from RefSeq and is a predicted model, not a curated record. Lineage: Eukaryota; Metazoa; Chordata; Lepidosauria; Squamata; Pythonidae.
AUUAAGACAGAGAGUCCUAGCGUAGCUCAGGGGAAAGCGGGGAGAGAGAAUUCUUGCGAAUUCGCAAGAAUCAGAGGAAAGGGUGGGAAUCGGAAGCGGUCGCCAGAGCGGGUCGUUGAAAGCCAAGCUCUCGUCUUGUCCCAAGACUGUAGAAGGGCCAACCCGCACCUCAGACAGCAGAUUUAAUUCUCAGUUAAGGAUUAAACUUCCGCGACCUCGAUGGAACUUAUUUCUCAGCAGUCAUACAGGACUCUGCUGCUAACCCUUUCACUCCUCCCCUUUCUUUUGGGGACAAACACACACACACAUCUCCGGGGCUUCUCCGAUCGCCUGCCCUUUCGCACUCUAUGACGUGUGCCCUGCAGGGCGGGCGGCGGGCAAAAAAAGAAGAGUGCCGUCACCGGAGGGUGUGUUUUGGGAGAGCGCGUGCGGACCUUGCCGCCGUGGAACUCUGGGAGGCGACAGCGCGUUCCCUCCGAGAGCGAGCGGGGGAAAAAGGGAAAGAGGUACUUCUACCUUUCUCUCGCUCUCUCCGUCUCUUUCUCCCUCCCUCCGUCUUUUACCCACCAUGCUCCGAGUCUGGACUCUGCGAUCCCGCCGCCGUUUUCGCUUCAGGAGCGAGGCUCGUUAUUGCUGGCUUUUCCCUGGUUUUCCUCUCUUGGGAAAAGAUGAAGAAGGCAGGGUCAGGAGGUAGGAGAAGCUGACGAACUCCCGCUUCUCCUCUUUCUUCUCCGCCGCCGCCGCCUCCUCCUGGAGCCUGUUCCCGCGCGACCACCAUGAGGGAUGAGAAAGAAGCCGCCGCCUCCGCUCCCCUCCACCGCGGGCUCAAGAAACUUGUCAGCCAGCAGCCUCCGGCUCGCGGCUCUGCGGAGCCCAACCUGCGGAACGGCUACGCGAAGGGAUGCGCGACUCCCCUGCCCCGGAGCCCCACGCUGGACUUCCGUGCGCUGCUCCCGGCCGCCUCGCCCCGCGCUCUGGUCUUGGGGCUGGGCGCCGCGGCCGUUGCCUUGGCGCUCCUGGCGUGGUCCUUGCUCUGGGGAGAGCGUGAAAGGAAAGCGGGCGCAGCUGCAAGCCGCCACGAAGCAACCGGGCUGUUGGCGCUGCUCGGGCUUUGCCAGUGCCUGAGCCCCCUCUUCAGUCUUGCCUGUGCCUUUUUCUUCCUCACCUGCUACCUGGCCCGGGACGAGCCCGGCGGCCUCUGGUGGGUCCUGGCGCUGCCGGUUUGUUGCUACGCGGGGGACUUGGUGGCGCUGCAGUGGCUCCUGCUGUCCCACCAGGCCAAAGCAGAGGGGGGCGUCCCCCAAGCCCCACCAGCCGAAUUGCAGAUGAUGGCGGGGCGGUUGUUGGCCACGCUUGGCACUGUGGCCGGGCUGACCCUUUUGCAGCGGAGCCUCAAACUCCGGAGCAGCCUCCUGGUUUUGGUUUUCUCCAGCUUCGUGUGGCUGGUGUCGCUCACCAGUCUGGGUUCUCUGCCUCCGCCCCUUAGACCGCUCCUGUCCUGCUUCGCCGGGACGGCGGGAUGCUUGUUGGCGCUGCUGGGAGGAGAGUGCUGCAUAUUCUCUUCUCGCUCCCCUCUGGGUCGGUGUUCACAGCAGCACCGCCGGUGUUCGCAUCCGAAGUUGCCCAGCAGCGCAGAGCACAAAGUUCCUGUGAUCCGACCCAGGAGAAGAUCCAGUUGCGUGUCCUUGGGGGAGACUUCUGCCACUUACUAUGGCAGCUGCAAAAUGUCCAGGAGACCUUCGUUGCCUUGCAUUUCCAAAGAACAGAUGAUUCUUUGGGAGUUGGGGAUG